AUGUCCACAAUCGAAGUCACUCAUGAAGCAGAACUCUGGGACUGGCCCCUGCAAUCGCAUGAAGGAGUCGUUAAGAUCGUGAACACCAACGACAAGUUCGAGGUUGGACUUGACGCUCAGUUCUUCUCGCCAAAGGAUAUCGAAGUGAAAGUUUGCGGACAAGAUUUGCUGAUUCACUGUAGACACGAG
Messenger RNA from Cooperia oncophora, 189 nucleotides. The record is from the annotation of a GenBank genome assembly. NCBI's taxonomy places the organism in Eukaryota, Metazoa, Nematoda, Chromadorea, Rhabditida, Trichostrongylidae.